UGUGGGGCAGUCUCAAUUCACUUCAACAGUUUGAAUGCAGUUCAAAAAUCAUCACCAGGAGCCCGACUUUCUGUCACAGUUGACUGGGUGAUGCUACUAAACUAAUGGUUGACUGUUGACAGAGAUGUAAACUUCAAAAAGAGAUGACACUUGAAUACCAUCUCUAUCCCAUGUAGAUCCCAUAUAUUCUGAAGUUAAGGCUAGUUUUGAACAAUCAUUUUGGAGUUUGCAGACAUCAACUGAACGUUCAGAAAUGGCGUAAGGUUGACUUAUUUCUUUCCUUCGCCUUUUCAUUUUCUCUUUGUCCUUGGUAGGUGUUAUCGCUAAUUUUUUGUGUUGAUUAUAAAAUCAUGGUUUAAGCACCAUGUGAAUUUCAUUACGCUUGGUUUCACAUCUUAAUUUUCCUCGUCUUCAAUCGGAUAUUUGGGUCCUGAAUGAAUUCUUGACUUGGGAGCUGGGAAUAGAAAUUAGAUGAUCACUUUAGAGGUUGCUUGACAAAAUUUUUCCCUGCAGAUGCUGAAAUCCUUCCUGUCUAAAGGAAAAUGAAAGGGCAGAGCCUUUCCUUCUUCACCUUCUUUUAUACUUCCAUCUCUUUCUCAAUGCUCCUGAGGUCCUCCACUGCAGCUGAUACCAUAACCCCAAACCAAUCCCUUGUUGAUGGCAUGACCUUAGUUUCCACAGCGCAAAGCUUUGAAUUAGGCUUCUUUUCCCCAGGUGAUUCCAAUAGUCGGUAUUUAGGGAUAUGGUAUAAAAAAUUCCCCAACACUAUUGUAUGGGUGGCAAACAGGGAAAAGCCAAUAACAGAUAGGUAUGGAGUUUUAAGUAUUGAUAGUGACGGAUAUCUAAUCCUCCUUGACCAAACAAAGAGAACUAUCUGGUCAUCAAUUUCCUCAAGAUUACCCAAAAAUCCAGUUGCACAGCUAUUAGAGUCUGGAAACUUUGUUCUUAGAGACGCAAGUGAUGUAAAUUCAGAAAACUAUUUAUGGCAAAGCUUUGAUUUUCCAUGUGACACAACGCUACCAGGCAUGAAGAUGGGAUGGAAUUUAAAAACUGGCCAGGACUGGUAUGUAACAUCAUGGAGAAACGCCAGUGACCCGUCACCUGGAGACUUCACUUAUAGAAUUGAUAAGGUUGGGCUGCCUCAAAUUGUUCUUCGUAAGGGAUCAGAGAAGAAGUACCGCACAGGAACAUGGAAUGGACUCCGGUUUAGUGGUACUGCAGUGAUGACAAACCAGGCUUUUAAAACUUCUUUUGUAUACAAUGAAGAUGAAGCAUACUAUCUGUAUGAGCUUAAAGAUAAUUUAAGUAUAACAAGACUGACGCUGAAUGAACUGGGUUCAAUCAAUCGCUUUGUAUUGAGCGAAAGUAGCACUGAGUGGGCCAUAAUGUAUACAGUACAGAAUGACCUGUGCGACAAUUAUGGACACUGUGGUGCUAAUGGCUUUUGCAGAAUAGGAAACACACCAAUUUGUGAGUGCUUGGAUGGCUUUGUUCCAAAGUCACAGAAUGAAUGGGAGUUUCUGAAUUGGACCAGCGGAUGCAUUAGGAGCACUCCAUUGGAUUGCCAAAAAGGAGAAGGGUUUAUAGAAGUUAAAGGUGUGAAAUUGCCUGACCUGUUGGAUUUUUGGGUAAACAAGAGGACGACCCUUAGGGAGUGUAGGGCUGAGUGCUUGAAGAACUGUUCUUGCACCGCUUAUGCUAAUUCAAAUAUUAGCAAAGGAGGCAGCGGCUGCUUGAUGUGGUUUGGCAAUUUGAUUGAUGUCCGUGAAUUCCACGCCCAGGAGAGUGAGCAAACGGUCUAUGUCAGAAUGCCAGCCUCAGAACUAGAAUCAAGGCGCAACUCCAGUCAAAAGAGGAAACAUCUGGUGAUUGUGGUGCUUGUAUCCAUGGCUUCUGUAGUGCUCAUUUUGGGUUUGGUAUUCUGGUGUAUAAUUUGGAUGAAGAGAUGGAAGAAAAUAGAUACAGGUCCAGAAAUGCAGAAGGAUGAAUUUGAAUCACCAUUGUUUAGUCUAGCCACUGUGGCAAGUGCCACCAAUAACUUUUCUUGUGCAAAUAUGAUCGGAGAGGGUGGUUUUGGUCCCGUUUACAAGGGCACGCUGGGAACUGGACAGGAAAUAGCAGUGAAGAGGCUUUCAAAUAAUUCUGGACAAGGACUUCAAGAGUUCAAGAAUGAAGUUAUUUUGAUUUCCAGACUUCAACACCGUAAUCUAGUUAGGCUUUUGGGUUGUUGCAUUGAAAGGGAAGAAAGGAUGCUAAUCUAUGAGUAUAUGCCCAACAGAAGCUUGGACUACUUUAUUUUUGACCAGAUGAGACGUGUCUUACUGCCUUGGCAAAAGCGCUUGGACAUUAUCCUGGGAAUUGCACGAGGUCUUCUUUACCUCCACCAAGACUCCAGAUUGAGAAUCAUUCAUAGAGAUCUCAAAACCAGCAAUAUCUUACUAGACAGCGAGCUGACCCCAAAAAUUUCAGACUUUGGCAUAGCGAGAAUUUUUGGAGGAGAUCAAAUUGAAGCCAAAACAAAGCGAGUAAUUGGAACGUAUGGUUAUAUGUCUCCAGAGUAUGCAGUUGAUGGUCAAUUUUCAGUGAAAUCUGAUGUCUUCAGUUUGGGUGUGCUUUUGUUAGAGAUAGUAAGUGGCAAAAAGAACAGGGGAUUUUGUCAUCCAGAUCACUACCACAAUCUUUUGGGACAUGUGUGGUUACUGUGGAAUGAAAACAGAGCCUUGGAACUGAUGGAGCCAUGUUUGGUGGACUCAUAUGUUGAAUCUCAAGUACUAAGAUGCAUUCAAGUUGGUCUACUAUGCAUCCAAAAACUCCCAGAAGACAGGCCAUCAAUGUCAUCAGUGGUCUUAAUGUUGGUUAAUGAGGAAAUAACAUUGCCUCAACCCUAGCAGCCUGGUUUCUUCAUAGAAAGAGGUCCUGAUAUAAAUGAAGGACACCACACAGAAAAUGCUGUAACUAUAACAACACUAGAAGCUAGAUAGAGGAUGCAUGCACCAAGGCUAUGUUAGAGAAUAUGGUUUUAUGAGACACUGCUGCAUCUAGGUUUGUGUCUGUCUUCCUACUUAUGAAUUCUUCAAUUUUAAAGUUGGCAUUGUACUUCUAAUAAGGCAUUCCAAUAUUGUAUUUUGUUUCUGAAACUCUAUAUCUAGAUUCUAUAGUUGAUGAAUGUAUUGUAGUCUACAAAUCUAAGAUGCCUGACAUCAUCUUGAAAUCAGGUCAUCUUUGAAUCAAAUGACACUAUCUUGAAGGUUUUAAAAUGAA
Vitis vinifera (wine grape) is the source of this 3261-nucleotide messenger RNA. RefSeq names its product G-type lectin S-receptor-like serine/threonine-protein kinase At4g27290. Gene Ontology annotation, molecular function: ATP binding; protein serine/threonine kinase activity. The transcript has 7 exons. Bases 543 to 2888 code for a protein of 781 amino acids. Lineage: Eukaryota; Viridiplantae; Streptophyta; Magnoliopsida; Vitales; Vitaceae. Gene Ontology annotation, biological process: protein phosphorylation; recognition of pollen. The record is from RefSeq and is a predicted model, not a curated record.